Molecule: messenger RNA, 1015 nt
Organism: Nematolebias whitei (Rio pearlfish)
Lineage: Eukaryota; Metazoa; Chordata; Actinopteri; Cyprinodontiformes; Rivulidae
Product: syntaxin-3
Exons: 9
Coding region: 154-1002 (282 amino acids)
Biological process (GO): synaptic vesicle fusion to presynaptic active zone membrane; exocytic insertion of neurotransmitter receptor to postsynaptic membrane; intracellular protein transport
Cellular component (GO): presynaptic active zone membrane; endomembrane system; synaptic vesicle
Molecular function (GO): SNARE binding; SNAP receptor activity
Source: RefSeq, a predicted model, not a curated record
AUUAUUUGAAGAAGCCAAUCAUUUCCAGUACCUUUUAUUUGAAGGCCAGGUUGAUAACUGUAGAAUCGAGGAAGUUUUACACACCGAGACCUGAUUUUCUUUCUUUACUUAACAUUUUAAUUUUUACUUUGUCUUCAAUCAGUACUUGAUAAAAUGAAGGACCGUCUGGCGCAGUUGAAGGAGAAGAGUGAUCCAAGUGGAGAUGACAUCGAGGUCCCAGUGGAAAAUGAGGCUUUCAUGGACAGCUUCUUUGCACAAAUUGAAGAUAUACGCACCAGCAUUGACAAAAUUGAUGAAAGCAUAACGGAAAUUAAGAAACUUUACUCCACCAUCUUGUCGGCCCCAACAUCUGACCAAAAAAUACAAGAUGAUGUUGAAGCUCUCACCAAUGAAAUAAAAAAGUCUGCAAACAAUGCACGAAACAAGCUCAAGAGUAUUGAGCGGCAGCUUGAAUCAAACACGGAUGAAAGAGCCUCAGCUGACCUCAGGAUACGCAAGUCACAGCAUGCUAUUCUGGCCAAAAAGUUUGUGGAAGUUAUGACAAAGUACAACGAAGCUCAAGUUGAUUUCAGAGAUAAAAGCAAAGGAAGAAUUGCUCGCCAGCUGGAGAUCACGGGAAAAGCAACAACUGAUGAAGAACUGGAGAUGAUGCUGGAAGGGGGAAAUUCUGCUGUUUUCACUGCUGGGAUUAUGGAGUCGAAGAUCAACCAGCAGGCACUGGAUGAGAUCGAGGCUCGUCAUAAAGACAUCAUGAGGCUGGAAAGCAGCAUUAAAGAGCUUCAUGACAUGUUUGUUGACAUUGCCAUGCUGGUAGAAAACCAGGGUGGCAUGAUAGACAGAAUUGAAAGCAACAUGGACCAGUCAGUGGGUUUCGUAGAGAGGGCAGUGGCUGACACCAAGAAGGCUGCCAAAUUCCAGCAGGAGGCGCGCAGGGUGAGUUGGACCACUCUCAAGCCUUACUUCAAUCUUGUAAAAGCAUUAGAAUUUAGAACAAUAAGAUGACUGGAGAGUGCAG